AUGCCUGUCGCAUACGCCAACCUCCAGCCGCACACGCGCGACUCGCUGGAGCUCGCGUCCCUGGCCAGCUCCAGCCAGGUCGAUGCGGGCUCGAAUGCAAGCGGUGCCGACGGCGGCGUGGCGUCGUCGCGGCCCAGCAUCUCGUCGUCGCGCAAGGCGUCACUCGAGCGCGAAGACCCGCUCGACUUUCACAACCCGGCCGCCCUGGGCCGCCGCGACAGCGACGACUACGACGAGGAAAACGACGACGGCAACCGGCCAUUACGAUACGGCGGCAGCGGCGGCGGCAGCGGCAGCGGCAGCGGCAGCGGGGCACGACCGGGCGGCCAUGGCCGCACAUUCUCCGUCUCGUCGGGCUUCGACCUGGCCGCCAACCUGUUUCCACUCUCGUCGACCGCCGGCGGCGACGGGUACGCGCCCAUUGGCGCGCCCACGUCGACGGCGGCCGGCAGCGGCGGCGGUCUGCUGGGCGCGGGCUCGCUCGAGCGGCACAAGACGCUGACGUUUCUCAACGGGCUGUCGCUGAUCGUCGGCUUGAUUAUCGGCUCCGGCAUCUUCUCGUCGCCGAGCCUGGUCAACGCCAACGUCGGGUCGCCCGGCGCGGCGCUGCUGGUGUGGGUGGUGGCGGGCGUGCUGGCGUGGACGGGGGCGGCGAGCUACGCGGAGCUGGGCGGGGCGAUCCCGCUCAACGGCGGGUCGCAGGUGUACCUGGCCAAGAUCCUGGGCGAGCUGUUUGGGUUUUUGUUCACGUGGGUCGCCGUGCUGGUGCUCAAGCCCGGCAGCGCGGCCAUCAUCGCGCUCAUCAUGGGCGAGUACCUGGUGCGCGCCGUCGUGGGCGCCGACGCCGUCGACGUCAGCCCCUGGAUCAACAAGUCCGUGGCGCUGCUGGGCGUGCUGCUGGUGACGCUCAUGAACGGCGUCUCCACCAAGCUGGGCACGCGCGUCAACGACCUGCUCAUGUUCCUCAAGUUCGUGGCGCUGCUGGGCGUCACCGUCACGGGCAUCGUCGUGGCCGCCACGGGCUACGCGUACGCGGGGCAGCCGAGCCUCGACUGGAAGACGCGCGCGUGGUUUGCCGGCACGAAGCUGGACGCGUCGGCCUGGGCCGUCGCCGUGUACGCGGGGCUCUGGGCCUUUGACGGCUGGGACAACACCAACUACGUCGUCGGCGAGUUCCGGAACCCGCGCCGCGACCUGCCGCGCGUCAUCCACACGGCCAUGCCGCUCGUCAUUGGCUGCUACGUGCUGGCCAACGUGGCCUACUUCUUGGUCCUGUCGCUCGACGCCAUCAACGCCACCAACACCGUCGCCGUCGUGUUCGGCGCCAAGGUCUUUGGCCCCGUCGGCGCCCUCGUCUUUGCGCUCGUCGUCAGCGCCUCGUGCUUUGGCGCCCUCAACAGCUCGACGUUUACCAGCAGCCGGCUCGUGUACGUCGCCGGCCGCGAGGGCUACCUGCCGGCCGUGUUUGGGCGCAUCGGCCUGGGCGCGGGCGACGAGGCCGGCGGCGCCGGCGGCGGUCCUUUGGGGGCCUUGGGCGGCGGCAGCAGCGGCAGCGGCGGCGGCGGCAGCGGUGGCCGUCUCCGCACACGCAUCCACGCGCCGCACAGCCGCUCCUGGCUCGGCCGCCUGUUUGCGCGCCUCGUGGCCGACGAGGACACGGGCCUCUUCUUCACGCCCAUCUACGCGCUCGCGCUCAACUGCGCGCUGACGUGCAUCUACGUCUUUGUGGGCGAGUUCGGCACGCUGCUCACGUUUUACGGCGAGCCGCACCUGGAGCGGCCCUACAAGGUGUGGAUCACGACGCCCAUCAUCUUUUGCUGCGUCUCGCUCUUCCUGCUGAGCCGCGCCGUCUUUGGCCAGCCGCUGCAGACGGUCAUUGUCGUGGGCUUUGUGCUGGCCGGCGUGCCCGUCUACUACUGGCGCGUCUGGUCGCAGCGCCGCAGCGGCAGCAAGCGGGAGCGCGGCGACGGCGGCGACGGUGACGGUGUGCCGUGGUACAAGUUUUGGCAGACAUGGCGCCGGUGA
This is a messenger RNA of Sporothrix brasiliensis 5110, 2025 nucleotides long. RefSeq names its product amino acid permease family protein. The record is from RefSeq and is a predicted model, not a curated record. Gene Ontology annotation, molecular function: L-amino acid transmembrane transporter activity. Lineage: Eukaryota; Fungi; Ascomycota; Sordariomycetes; Ophiostomatales; Ophiostomataceae. Gene Ontology annotation, biological process: amino acid transmembrane transport. Gene Ontology annotation, cellular component: membrane. The coding region runs from base 1 to 2025 and encodes 674 amino acids. The transcript has 2 exons.